Musa acuminata AAA Group (dessert banana) is the source of this 1124-nucleotide messenger RNA. RefSeq names its product E3 ubiquitin ligase PQT3-like. Gene Ontology annotation, molecular function: ubiquitin protein ligase activity; nucleic acid binding; zinc ion binding. Lineage: Eukaryota; Viridiplantae; Streptophyta; Magnoliopsida; Zingiberales; Musaceae. The transcript has 8 exons. The record is from RefSeq and is a predicted model, not a curated record. Gene Ontology annotation, biological process: protein ubiquitination; ubiquitin-dependent protein catabolic process. Gene Ontology annotation, cellular component: nucleus. Bases 419 to 1087 code for a protein of 222 amino acids.
AGCUUGCAUGAACUUUUUCUUGAGCUACCUCUGGAACAAUUGAGUAGAUAAAAAAAACACAAGCAGUAACAUUGGUUUCUAGUUCGGAAAGAAGAAAUCAAAAACCUAAAGUUUUUUAUCGGUUGGCAGGCCAAAAAGUGCAGAAAGUAGUGAAGAUGUUUCGCCACAAAGUGGUUCAUCAGCAACUGAAUCUUCUUCCUAUAAAUUUCCUGAUGAGUCUGACUCCUGUGACUUUGAGGAAGCCUUUUCUGCUAUUCAUAAUGAGGUUGCUGAUCAGCCAAGUAAUCAAGUGCUAAGUAGAUUGGACGAGGACAGGAGAAUCAAGGCUUUAGUUGACACACCUGCUAUUGAUUGGCAAAGCCAACCCAAGGAAGUUUAUUAUUUUGAAGGAAGCACCGGAAGGACAUGGGGUGGAAGAAUGGCUUGUGGUUUUGGUGAUGGUUUAUUGGGAUUCAAGAAACCACCGGCUGGCUACGUUUGUCAUAGAUGCAAAAUGCCUGGACAUUUCAUUCAGCAUUGUCCUACGAAUGGUGACCCCAAGUUUGAUAUAAAAAAGAUGAAACCGGCAACUGGUAUUCCCAGAUCUAUGUUGUUGGCCACUCCAGAUGGCUCUUAUUCACUCCCAGAUGGUGUCGCUGCUGUUUUAAAGCCAAAUGAAUCUGUUUUUGAGAAGGAAAUUGAGGGGAUUCCUUCUGUCUGCCGUGUCAGUGACCUUCCUCCCGAACUGAAUUGUCCAUUGUGUAAGAAAGUAAUGAAAGAUGCCGUCAUGAGUAGCAAGUGCUGUUUCACUAGUUUCUGUGACCAAUGCAUAAGGGACCACAUCAUCACCAAAUCAAUGUGCAUUUGUGGGGCCAAAUAUCUGGUCGCAGAUGACUUAAUCCCAAAUGUGACUCUUAGGGAAACAAUCAAUAGCUUCCUGGUUAUAAGCAGUAGGUCAAGCAGUGCUGGAAGCUCAGAUAUGGGAUCGGCGACAUCAAAAGCUCUCUCUCCAGUUUUUUCUGUGGCCUCCAUGAGUAAACAGAAGGCAUCGUCUCGCACCAUUUUUGUUGUUUUUGUUCAUCAAAUUGUCGUGAAUGUCGUUGUAUGAUAUUGGUACCACGAAGCAUUAGAUGGGCUUGAAUGAA